Molecule: messenger RNA, 1527 nt
Organism: Debaryomyces tyrocola
Lineage: Eukaryota; Fungi; Ascomycota; Pichiomycetes; Serinales; Debaryomycetaceae
Source: the annotation of a GenBank genome assembly
AUGUUUACAGGUGCUAUACAAGACAUCAACGACGAGGGAUACGGUAGACUCGAAGCAAUGGCGAAAAAAAGGAUUGAAUAUAGUGGUUUGCGACAUCAACAUCCACGGUAUCCACAAUCUGCACCAGCUACGAGAUAUCCACUAGGAAUGGCACGAAACAGUCUCAACGAGAGUGUGUUUAUUAGAAAACAGUAUUCCAUAAAUAAGUCUAGUUCAAAUGUAUUACAACUGGAUCUGGUUUACACCAAGCAUGCACAGUUUGAACGUAAUUGUGAAAAUUUUGGAAAAUCUGUAAAUGAAUAUAAAAAGAGAAACGUAACAGAGUCAUAUCUUAAUAAUUGUAAUAAUUCAAAUAGUGAACAAGCUCAUUCCGUUGGGAACACGGUUGAAGGAAUAAAAUCUCUUACAAUUUUGGGGAAAAAUUCUGACAGUGACAGAGUAGUUCGCAGCCUACCAAGCAGUUCAUAUUUAGGCAGAAAUGCAAGAAACUUUAAUAACGAAAACAUCGGAAAGAAGGGAAUUGGAUGUUCCAGAAGUGUCUCUCCCAUGAGAACGGCUAGGUCUCUCGGUAGGUUAACAUCGAGUAGAGAAUUUGCAUCAAGCUUUUCUUCUAAUAGUAAGCCCCAGGGGCCAAUUAAGCUACAUAAUUCAGAACCUAGUAGCUUUUUUGAAAUUGAGUCCGAAGUUACUAGUGAAUUAGCAGAAGAAAGCCCUGUCCUGUACAGCGACAUCCAAGCCACCAUAACAAGUCCCCAUCAUCCCCCCUUUGCUCUUCAAAUAGAGAAUAAUCAAAGAAAUAUUUUAAAACGAAAUAAUCUCUUUAGUCACAAUAAUGCAAGUCUAACCAGAACAGACUAUUUUCAAGACUACAUGGAAGAAAGAAUGGCUAGAUGGAGGCCUGGGCACUCUCAGUUCAACGUUGACGACACUAUGGAUGGUAAACAUCCCUACCAACAAGAAACCUUUGAACUAGAAACCAAGGCUGCGAAAAUCAAUCCAUACAAUCCGUUUAUUACAUUGAAAGCUUGGUUUAACGGAAAGACUGCAGUUUCUGAUCUUGAGAAUCAAAAACAGAUCAUUAAUCACAGUAAGGCGAAUAAAGAGCGGGAUGAGCCCAUAACGGACACUCUCGGACCCCAAUUACCAGAAAUUUCUGAGCGUCUUAAGAAAAUAGAAUUUAAGAUUAAUAGUUCCAAUUCUAUUAUACCCAAACCAUUUAAACCAGGCGAAUGCUCUCACGUUACAAAAUUUUUACGUCACUCAAGUACUCAGCAUGAAUUGACUCCAAUAGAUGGGUCAUCUUAUACACCGAAAGCACUACCUUUCAAUGAUUAUGAUUUAAACUUUGAAACAAAAGAUUGGUUUUCAAGCCAUAAAACAGAACAGGGCAGUAAUACCAUCGUAGAUUCAAUGGAUGAGGAUAUACGUGAUUUACUCAAUGGGCUUGAUAACUUUUUGUCUGACUGUUUCCAAAGUUUCUGGAACGCAUGCUCUUCAACGGGUAAAAUGUGCUUUAAUCCAACAUAA